AGGGACCGUUUUUUUUAAAAAAAAAAAAAAAAAAAACUAUAAAACUUGACUUAGUUACUCCAAACUUUCUUUAGGUUUUCUUUUAUACUUUUAUUGUUGUUAUGGAUAUUCCAAAUAUAAAUAUACCUAAAGGGAGUGACUCGAGUGUUCCUCGUAUUCGCAAUCUCCAUCCUUCGCAACUUUCACCGGACCAUGUAGGCGAUGAGCAUAUACCUAUUGAACGCACCAUGAGCUCCUUCUCUGAAAGACUCGGUUCCUUUGUGGGUUCUUAUUCUCGCACAAGCAUGAUGUUUAUGGCAGAAAACUUGGCUGUACCCAAUGCCCCUUUUUUGGAUGAGGAAGACGAUAAAUAUUCUGCAAUUUCGUCGGGUUAUGUUUCCAGGAUUCCAUCAAAAAACUCUGUGUCACGUCUCAGUCGUAUUGAAUCAGGUCCUAGCAAUGAAAACACCGCUCUCUUAUUCUCUCAUCUGGAUAAAGUGCUAUCUGUCAGAAGUAUCUGUACCGUCGCCGAUGAGUAUCGCUAUGAACCGCAUCCAAUGGCUGCUGAAAAAUCUUCUUUUACACAAUCCAUCUUUAAUUCUAUCAAUAUCUUGAUUGGUAUUGGUAUUUUGGCAUUGCCUCUUGGUUUCAAGUGUGCGGGUUGGGCUAUCGGUAUGUCUGUCUUUAUCUUUUGCUGUGGUUUAACAAAUUACACUGCCAAAUACCUACAGAAAUGUUUAGACCUUGAUCCCGAAUCUAGAACAUAUGGUGAUAUGGGUGCCUUAGCCUUUGGAUUAAAGGGUCGCAUUUGGGUCACAGCAUUAUUUAUUACAGAGUUGAUCACCAGCAGUGUGGCGCUGGUAGUUUUAUUAGGGGAUGGUAUUGAUUCUCUGUUCCCCGGAUCUACCGUGGUAGAAAUCCGUAUCUUAUCAUUCUUUAUCUUGACGCCCAUGCUUUUCUUGCCUGUACGACAUUUAUCUUAUACAAGUUUAUUGGGCAUUAUUAGUGCCUUCAGUAUUAUUGUGGUCAUCAUUGUAGACGGUGUCAAUAAAAAGGAUGCUCCUGGCAGUCUAAUCCAACCCGCUGAUACCGAAAUCUGGCCUUCAAAUUGGUCUACUGUACCCCUUAGUUUCGGAUUGAUCAUGGCUGGUUUUGCUGGACAUGCUGUCUUCCCAACCGUCUAUCGUGAUAUGGACAACCCGAAAUUAUAUGUUCGUAUGGUGAAUUGGACUUAUGUCGCCACCACUAUUGUUUAUUUCCUCGUGGCUGCAUGUGGUUAUUUAAUGUUUGGUUCUGACACAAUGCAAGAGAUUACGCAAAACAUUGUUUCAAUCCCCGAAUACAACCAAACCUUAAAUCGCCUUGCUGUUUGGUUAAUUGCGAUGAAUCCCAUUGCGAAAUAUGGUUUGACGGUGAACCCAGUGAAUUUGAGUUGGCAAAUUUGGUUAUUCCGUAGCCCGCCUUUGGAGGACUGGUGUUACAAGAAUAGCUGGCGUGAACCCAUUUUGACAGCGAUUGGAAAAAUCUGCAUCAGUGCAUUUAUUGUUGUACUUGCUUACAUUAUUCCCGGAUUUGAUAAAAUCAUGUCAUUAUUGGGUGCGUUCUUUUCCUUUAUGAUCUCGGGUAUCUUUCCCCUUGUUUGUCAUUAUUACCUCUUUAGUGAUUCCAUGUCCAUCAAGCGUAAAAUGUUGGAUUUCACUUUGUUUAUUGUGGCUUCCUGUAUGGCUUUGACUGGUACCUUGUGGAGUUUCCUUUAAAAAAAAAAGCAUUCCCCCCCCCCAUCCCCAAUUCUUUUUUUUGGAAAAUUGUAUAUAUAUAUAGAUUUGAAAAAAAAAAAAAAAAAACAAAGAAAAGAAAAUAUAUUACAAUUACAUAUAUAUAUAAAAAAAGAGAG
Mucor mucedo is the source of this 1873-nucleotide messenger RNA. Its product is annotated as transmembrane amino acid transporter protein-domain-containing protein. Bases 102 to 1736 code for a protein of 544 amino acids. NCBI's taxonomy places the organism in Eukaryota, Fungi, Mucoromycota, Mucoromycetes, Mucorales, Mucoraceae. Gene Ontology annotation, cellular component: vacuolar membrane. Gene Ontology annotation, biological process: amino acid transmembrane transport. The record is from RefSeq and is a predicted model, not a curated record. The transcript has 6 exons. Gene Ontology annotation, molecular function: amino acid transmembrane transporter activity.